Molecule: messenger RNA, 1043 nt
Organism: Physcomitrium patens
Lineage: Eukaryota; Viridiplantae; Streptophyta; Bryopsida; Funariales; Funariaceae
Biological process (GO): translation
Cellular component (GO): ribosome
Molecular function (GO): RNA binding; structural constituent of ribosome
Source: RefSeq, a predicted model, not a curated record
GCCAUGGCGACGCUGGGUGCACGCAGCCGCAACUCCGAAGUGCGUAUGAAGACAAGCUCGCGCUUCGGGUGGCCCUCGAUCUCACUCGCUAACUUGCAAAAUUCCUUCUCCAUCCCCCAUCGCAGCAGACCCAGCAUCAGAUUCAGCAGCAGCAUCAGACCAGCAGCAGAAGCGGUAGCUAUGGCGUCUACGGCUACGUUUGCAGCAGCUGCUGUGGCUUUGCCUUCUGCGGCCGCCUCCGCAAUCUCCUCUUCUCGCGUCGCUGUUUCGCGAGCUUCACCUUCCGUUGCUCAUUUGUCGACAUUCGAGGGGUUGAGGGCUGAUGGUGUGGUGAGAAGAUCCAACGCAGUGUGGCAAACUGCCAGCCAGACUUCGUCCACACCCAAUUACCCAAGGCUCUCUGUGAAGGCAGCUGCUGCAACCGAGGCCCCCCUGACUGCAACGAAGCAAAAAAUCCGCAUCAAGCUCCGCUCCUACUGGGUCAACUUGAUCGAGCAAGCCUGCCAGCAAAUUCUGGAAGCUGCACGCAACUCGGACGCCAAGACCAUGGGCCCCGUGCCUCUACCCACCAAGAAGAGGGUGUAUUGUGUGUUGAGAUCCCCUCAUGUCAACAAGGAUUCCCGGGAGCACUUCGAGAUCAGGACGCACAGGCGGCUCAUCGACCUCGAGAACCCCAAUGCGCAAACCAUCGAUGCUUUGAUGCAGCUGGACCUUCCGGCUGGUGUGGACGUCGAAGUCAAGCUCUCUUAAGCUGGUUAGAAAUCAAUUUUUGUUAUUUUUUAUCUCUUUUUUCAUGUGGGCUUAUGAUUCCCAGACGCUGUACACGCAUGCCCCUUCAUUUGCAUGCUCUGAGUGUACAACCCUUUCUCCGUAUAUUACCUUCGCCGAAGAAUGAUGCAAGUCAGUGAAACAAAUUCCUAUUUUUUAAGCUUUUCCUAAAUUUGCAUUUACGUUACAACUUCAGUUUUGGUUACCGUGUAGCUUAACAGGAAAGAAUGAAAAGAAAAGUAAUGGACUGUGUUCCAGUUUCAGCCUUUUUGUCA